AAGAUCCGAGAAGAUGCCUGGUCCACCUCCACCACCUGCUCCACCUCCUACUUUUGCUUCGGCAAACACAGAGAAACCGAAUCUGAACAAAUCAGAGCAGCAGAACAGAAAUGCCUUACUGACAGACAUAUCCAAAGGAGCUCGACUGAAGAAGACUGUGACCAAUGACAGGAGUGCGCCAGCCCUGGACAAGCCUAAGGGCGGAGGCGGAGGUGGAGGUGGAGGUGGAGGAGGAGGAGGAGGGGGCGGGUUUGGAGGCGGGGCUCCGGGAGGCCUGGGCGGUCUGUUUCAGGGAGGGAUGCCGAGACUGAGGUCUGCAGGGAACAGAGAUCCCAGCGACUCUAGGGCCAGACCACCCAUGCCAUCCACAGGAGGGAGGUUCCCGGCGCCCACUCCGAAUUCUGGACCCUCGCCUCGGUUCCCGGGCCCUCCUCCAGGACGCCCGGACACAGGAAGGGGAGCUCCACCUGUGCCCACUGCUGCCCGCCCAACGCAGAGCUCCCCCCAGACCAGAGGUCCUCCUCCCUUACCUGGAGGAGGUCGACCCCCACACACCACACCCAGCUCCCAACCUCCCAGCAUGCCCGGUAGACGUCCCAGCAUGCCCCCAACUCCCGGGAGUGGCCCACCCCCCAUUCCGUCCAGCGGCCGGCCCUCGCUGCCCUCCAUACACAGCCAUCACCCCUCAGAUGACCGCCCACCUCCCCCACCCCCAGGAAAUCGGCCGUCCUUUUCACGGGAGGGAUCCUUGCCCCCACCUCCUCCGUCCAUCAAUAACAAACCACCGACCCCCCCUGGACCCAGGCCUGUGGCUAACAACACACCACCGAUGAUGUCCAGCAUGGGCGGCCCACCCCCCCUGCCCCCCACACCGCGGGACAGAGAGGAGCAGAGUCCCCGACAGCCUCAGAGAAACCCUUCCGCAAACAGCCACGCCCCUGCCCCGCCCCCUGCUCGGUCUGGGCCUUUACCCCCACCUCCUAAUGAGAGACCACCACCCCCUGGACGGAACCCCCCGGGACGAUCAGGGCCUCUCCCUCCCACACCUCCUUCUGGAGGAAACAGAGGAGCACCGACGUCAUCACCAGGUCCUCCUCUGCCUCCUCCCAAUCGGCCGGGUGGAGACUCUUUCAGAGGGGGAGCGUCUAGACCCCCUCCCCCUCCAGACAGACUCGGCAGUGGGGGUCUUCCUCCUCCUCCUCCUCCUGCGUCCGUGGGGAAUGGUUACCAGAGCUCAGCAGAUGAAUGGGAUCUCCGGUUCCCCUUCCACCCUGUGUCUGAUCUCCCUCUCCCUGAGCCAUUUGUGCCUUUCCCAAAAACCUACCCCAGUAAGGUUGGAAAGACCGACAGCAGAGGUUCAGGACAUAAAGAGAGAGGUGCACCUCCAUUGCCUCCUAUCCCGAGAUGAGAGGGACUAAAAACCAGCUUCUAUAGCAGUGUU
Messenger RNA from Chanos chanos (milkfish), 1441 nucleotides. It is a transcript of the gene wipf1a, whose product is annotated as WAS/WASL interacting protein family, member 1a. The transcript has 7 exons. Gene Ontology annotation, molecular function: actin binding. The record is from RefSeq and is a predicted model, not a curated record. Gene Ontology annotation, biological process: actin filament-based movement. NCBI's taxonomy places the organism in Eukaryota, Metazoa, Chordata, Actinopteri, Gonorynchiformes, Chanidae. Bases 14 to 1408 code for a protein of 464 amino acids. Gene Ontology annotation, cellular component: actin filament.